Molecule: messenger RNA, 3693 nt
Organism: Mauremys reevesii (Reeves's turtle)
Lineage: Eukaryota; Metazoa; Chordata; Testudines; Geoemydidae
Gene: P2RY14
Product: purinergic receptor P2Y14
Exons: 3
Coding region: 524-1516 (330 amino acids)
Biological process (GO): G protein-coupled receptor signaling pathway
Cellular component (GO): membrane
Molecular function (GO): G protein-coupled purinergic nucleotide receptor activity
Source: RefSeq, a predicted model, not a curated record
GCAUGAGAACAAUUCAAAAAUAAAAACAAAACAAAAACAAAAAAAACUCAGCUUUGUAUCGUUUAGUGUUUUGCUAAACUUCACAAAUUUGUAACGUCUGAAUAAAAUUCAGUGCUGAUCUUCCUGGAAGUACAGCUAAGUAUAAAAAAAAAAUAGUACUGGCCAUCUGCAGUACUUGACAUUUAAACCACAUUUGGUUAAGCAUGAAGACAAUGCGAACCAGCCUUUAAAUACUUCAGUUUGGGAACUAAAGUGGCAGUUUCAAGCACUACCUCUACUUAAGAAGAUUAUGCAGAAAACAGAGUGAAGCAUAUUCAAUCUAGAACUGCGAGUAUAUCUGAUUGCUAAGGAACAACAUUAAUGGAUACCACAGAGAAGGUUAUACAAUAAUUGAUUACCCAACAAAGAAAAAGCCCGUCCCUUGGGAUGCAAAACUCCCUCAGAACACUGACACCUCGGUAAAGGACCACUUGCAACCUAUCAAAUCAGAAUAAGAUAGGAACACAGACUGAAAUAUUCUAAGAUGUCCAACUCAAGCGUAAACGCUUCAGAAGACAACUGCACUUACAGCUCAGUAGCAACUACUCAUGUCAUUCCACUGGCUUAUGGAUUCAUUUUCAUAGGAGGAAUCCUGCUAAAUGGUGUAGCAGCAUGGAUUUUUCUACAUGUUCCUAGCAAGAAAAGCUUUGUCGUCUAUCUCAAGAACAUUGUUGUUGCCGACCUUCUUAUGAGCCUGACUCUCCCCUUCAAAAUUCUUAAUGAUUCACAAAUUGGGCCUUGGCAGCUCAAUGUUUUAGUCUGCCGAUUUUCUGCUGUUAUUUUUUACCUAAAUAUGUAUGUUGGAAUAACAUUUUUUGGCCUCAUAGGGUUUGACAGAUACUACAAAAUUGUAAAGCCUCUGCUUACCUCCUUUGUUCACACAGUUAAUUACAGCAAGAUUAUCUCUGUAGUCGUAUGGGCAUUGCUCAUGUUUUUGUCAUUUCCAAAUAUUAUUUUAACUAACCAGAGUCCUACAGAGAAGAAUUCCAAAAAGUGUGUAACUCUUAAAAGUGAGCUUGGUCUACAGUGGCAUAAGGCUUCAAGCUAUAUUUGCCUAGGAAUUUUCUGGACUGUGUUUCUUCUGUUAAUCAUUUUUUACAGUGCAAUAGCAAGAAAAAUAUAUAGUUCCUAUAGAAAGUUCAGAAGAAAUUCAACAGUAACUAGGGAAAAAAUCAAUCGCAAUAUAUUCAGCAUCAUGUUUGUAUUUGUCAUUUGUUUUGUACCAUAUCAUCUUUGCAGACUUCCAUACACAUUAAGUCAAACUGGAUCUCAGUUCUCCUGUCAGUCAAGCAAAAAUCUGUACUAUGCAAAAGAAUUUACUCUGUUUCUCUCCGCUGCAAAUGUGUGCCUUGAUCCCAUUAUUUAUUUAUUUCUCUGCAAGCCCUUUAGAGAAAAGUUAUACCAAAAACUGCAUCUCAAGUUGACAACUUUAGGUGAAAUAGAAAACUCUAGAUCCAGAAGGUCAAACACUACAUGAAAGUGUCAUUAUUUCAGAAAUUCACAUAUCCCUUAUAAGAUAUAGUAUGGAAAAUUAUUCCAGAUUGCAAAGCGGUUAACAAAGGAACUGGAUAAAUGAAGAGCAUGUGCAACAAUAAACACGAGGUGUCAAUUUAAAAAGUAUUUCAGCUAUUUGUUUUCCAUAUUAAAAAGCAUUACCACAUGCUGUACUAUGCACUACUUCCAGAUUACGUCAAACUAUAACUUCUUACAAUGGAAUAUAUUAGCUGUCUGAGGCCUAGGACAGACAGGAGACUGACUGGAGUAGAAAGCUGGAUAUGUAGGCCUGGGUUCUAUGCGAGUGGCAAGGAUUAACCAGCAGAACUACGCAACAGCUGCAGCCCGUUAGUCUCCAUAAGCCAACCUUGAGCACAUAAGAAGUUCAAACUAGCAACAAGGGAUUGGGAGUGACUGAAUAGCAAAGCUGGACAAAAAAUGUUGGACAAAGCUUAUUCAAUGAAAAAUGCAGUUUCAGUUGCCUUCCAACUAUUCGCGAAUUUGACACAAAUAGUUUUGGGCAUUCACAAAAUGGCCAGAGAAGGAGGAGGAGAAAGAUGAGGAGGUAGUGAUGCUGCUAGUGACACUAUCCCCCACUCAUAACCUUUCGCCCAGUGGUUAGGGCACCCAUCUUGAAUGUGAUAGACCUAGGUUUAAAUUCUCACUCUGGAAAAGACUUUUUGAUUCAACAAUUUCAACCCAAACUGAUUUUUUCCCCUAUUUUUUGCAACUGACAUUGAAUUUAAAAAAAAUCAGUUGCUUGCCCAGCUCAGGGAUGGAGGAGAUCUUCUACCACUUCUGACCUCUGCAUCAGACUGUUUUGGAAUGGCUGACAGAGGCCAAGUCAGCCCCUGAAGGGAAGAAAGAGCCCUGUAUGAAUCUCUAGCAAAAUGAAGAGCUGAGAUGAUGGAUUCUGGUUCCAACCAGCCAACCGUAGGACAGUUGAAGGAAAAUAGGAAAGAAUAAAGGUGUAACAUAACUCAGAUCCUCAAGUCUCUGUGUAGAACUUGGGGAAUUCUAGAAUGAUUUGAUGACAGGAGGUAAUAGUUCAUGAAAAUCUAUUUGAAACCUUUAUGGAAAAUUGCUAUCUAAUUUAAGAGCAACAAAACUAUAGGAAUCUAUAAGAGUGAUUCCUACAAUCUACAGACAGUAACAGAAAACUAUAUCCCGUCUGUUUUUAGAAACCACACUACUGAAUUCUACAGCACAGAUACAUUAUUUUAAGCAACAGAAGAUGGUUCUACAAACCUGUAAAAAAGUAUUUUCUACUAAAUUCUACAAGACUUAAUGAUGAAGAAAGGAUAUUUUAAUGGGCCUUUUCAUAAGUCUCCCAGUCUACUGAUUAACACACAAAUCAUUAUUGAAAUUCUGCUUAAAUAGUUUAGCCCCAUGUUUAAUAUGCUGUUCUGCUUUGGAGUUAGAUAUGAGGCCAAUAUUCUUGUAUUUUGGACCACUAAGUACUGGGAAAAUUUGAGAUAUACCAAUCUUAUCGCUGUUACACUAGGCUGAGAUAAUGCCUAGUGUAUCAUUUACAUAUUCUCCAAUGACUAGUUUCAAACAGCUCUAUGCUCUCAAAACACAAUCUUUUCUGGCAACAUGCCCAUGCACUUUAUUAUAUACAGUAGCUUAUCAAAUCAUUGGCUUACUCAUACUAUGCAUAGCUGUAAAUUUUACAAGACAAAUGGAAAUGCAUGCCAGCAUAUCAGAGAGAGGAUUAAGUCCUUCGAAGAAACUGUAAAUUUGGUCUAAUACCAGGUAAUGUAUACACAGUAACUGCUGCUUAUGUACAAAAAGGCAGAAAAGAAAUUUAAGGGAAAAUAGUGACCCACCCAGAUGAUUUAGUAAGUGAAAAAACUAAACACCUAUUCAGAUCAGCAGAGACUGAAUCAUUACUAUAUCUAUGGGAUGAACAAUCCCCGUCUAGCAUGCAGUUUAGUCUUCACCAGAGACCCUGCAAGGCAAAGUGGCUGUGAUUUCACUAACAGUGAUUUUUUAGGAGGUGAGGAAAGUCUACUGAAACUAGCUGUUUGUACUUAAAACUCAGAGCUAUUAGUUUCUCUUUAUUCAGAGACAUUUGUGUACCUGGAAAUAAUGAUUUUGUAUUUUUGCUUUGUUUCGGGCACUAUGUUACAUUGUUUUUCUUUGCACAAAGGACUGAAA